AUGUCGUCUGGAUUUGUGUACGACUACAUGGCGCACUACCGUGCGAUUACGGCAAAGUUGAAGAAGAAGUUCUUGAGGCGGCCAAACACAGCCGAGGUGCGCGACAGCUACAAGGACCUGUGCGUCCAGCUGACCAAGGAAUGCAACCACCCAUACGCAGCCUUUGUGUGCCUGGCGCAGGCGCGGUGCGAGGAGGCGCUGGAAAACAAGCUUGGCGAAGCAGAGACGCUGACGCGCGCAGGCCAGUACUUCUUCAAGAGCGAAGCGGACAAGGCCAUGACCUCGCGAGACUCGUUCGAGGAGGAUCUGAUGGACGCGCUGUACUGCUUCGACGCGGCAAUCGACAUGUAUCUCCGGGAGGGCAAGAAGGCGCUAGCGGCCGCGCUGUGUGUGGAAACGUCCCGCUCGCUGGCGCUGCUGGGAAAGGAGGAGGAGUCCAUCCCUUACGCGCUGAAGGCCGCGGAUCUGGAGUCUGAGAGCCCGCUGGCGGCGAUAGCUGCGCUCACCCGCGCGUCGCAGUACCAGAUCAACCUGCUUCGGUUCGAGGCUGCGCUGGACUCGCUCUUCCGCGUGGUGGACGUGGUGCUGGCGACGUGCCACGUGCGCAACGACGACAGGACGUGCUCCACGGUGCCGGUGGACUGUUUCCUGCGCGCUGCGCGCGUGUGUCCGUCUGGCGUGUACCGCGCUACCAUUGCGGACGCGGAGGUGCAGUGCCUGCUGCUGUUCUACCUGAUCCACCCAGACCAGCGUGGUCGCUUUGCCGCCUUGCAGCUGCUGGCCCAGCGCUACGGGAGCGUGGAGCACUGCCCGCAUGUGGCACAUCUUGGGCAGACGCUUGUAUUUCUGCUGCGCACGCUCGUGAUGCUGCUGGAGUCGAAUGGCGACCCGCAGGCGCUUGUGGAUCUGCAGGGCGAGCUGUGGCCACUGCUCUCCGCAACACAGAACCAACUUCUCCACCACAUUCUGCGACUGUUGAUUGUGUCUGCGCUUGUUGCAUGCGCCUCUGCUGCGCUGUGCGACAAGCCAGAGGUCUCUUCCACCUACGCUGCCACAGGCGUGGACACCCAGUACAAACAGACCUCUUUCCUCGCACAGUUUACGGUUUCUUGCGACGGCGAAAAGUUCCAGGACGAACUUGUGGCUCAGAUUGGGAAUGAAUUCUACCCCGUUUCCUCUGACGACGAGGGCAACUACCAGGUGAGCUGGUAUGUGCCACACCGUGUUGCCGUCUCUGGUGGCGAGACCGUCAAGAUCUUCGACCAGGACAGCAUCUCCCGCGCUCAGAAGGCGCUUCGUGAGGGCGGCAGCACCGACGGCCUGGAGGCAUUCACCGUCUCCAGCUCGUUCUCGUCGCCCAUUGAUGUGCAGCUCCCGAUUGCGCCCCAGUUCCUUGCCAUGGCCGCCUUUGGUUACGCGGCUGUUGUCCUCUUCAUGAAGACCAGGAACGUGCAAUGAGCCCAACACACACACACACCGCCGCCAUUGACACUGACGCUGCCCUGUGUGUGCUCGCACUGCUCUGUUUGUGUGAGCCUGCUUGUUUUUCGUGCCGUUGUUGUGUUGUUGCAUUCACAGUGCGUGCAUGCGUUUGUGGGUGUGCGUGCGUGCGUGCGUGCGUGCCGAUUCAAACAGUACACCUGUCGCUUCUCUC
Molecule: messenger RNA, 1654 nt
Organism: Salpingoeca rosetta
Lineage: Eukaryota; Choanoflagellata; Craspedida; Salpingoecidae
Exons: 6
Coding region: 1-1458 (485 amino acids)
Biological process (GO): vesicle cytoskeletal trafficking
Cellular component (GO): early endosome; membrane; endoplasmic reticulum
Molecular function (GO): protein binding
Source: RefSeq, a predicted model, not a curated record